This is a messenger RNA of Pisolithus orientalis, 2827 nucleotides long. RefSeq names its product RNA dependent RNA polymerase-domain-containing protein. Gene Ontology annotation, biological process: siRNA processing. Gene Ontology annotation, molecular function: RNA-directed RNA polymerase activity. The record is from RefSeq and is a predicted model, not a curated record. The coding region runs from base 87 to 2636 and encodes 849 amino acids. NCBI's taxonomy places the organism in Eukaryota, Fungi, Basidiomycota, Agaricomycetes, Boletales, Pisolithaceae. Gene Ontology annotation, cellular component: nuclear RNA-directed RNA polymerase complex. The transcript has 10 exons.
CAGUCGACAAUCGGCGUCUGUCACAUUUGGUUGAUUGUAUCGUGUUUGCCUCGGUGGCAAAACCGAAACACCAGGCCGCACCAUCAAUGAGUAGCGGUGGUGACUUAGACGGCGAUAAGUUUUUCGUCUGUUGGGACCCAGAUUUAGUUCCCGCACGUGUCCAUGAGUCCUAUGACUAUCCGCCCAACAAAGAACGCCCUGGUGGCCACGUAACAAGAGCGGACUUGGCUAAUCAGUUCGCCUCCUACAACAAUGCGGGACUCGCUAAAGUAGUGAAGUUACACCAACAGUGGAUUCGAGCCAGUCCCAGCGGUGCGAUGAGUGCAGAGUGUCAAGAAUUGAAUGCGCUUCAUUCCCAAGCAGUGGAUGGAGCUAGAGUCAACAUUCCGGACAGACUCUUAACUCCACCCACUCCUCAGGGAAAGUACAUCUUAGAUGUCCUCGCAGAAGCUGCUGCGGAGUAUCACGCUAAUUUUGCCCAACUUGGGACUAUAGAUCUGGACACUGAGACUAGCUCCGCAGAUGACGCAGAAGUCGUUCUCGCCGAACUAUUUAAGAGAAAGCCAAACGCUGUGUCUGAAUAUGAGUUAUUCAACAUGGCCUUGGCGUUUGCGAGGAAGUUUUCUAUGACUGCUGAAGAGAUAAAGCCUUAUCUUGCACAUCUUGAUAUGGGUGCACUGGCGCCGCACGAAAAGCAUGCCAUCAGUACCACCCUUGGGCUCACACCUAUGGAACACCGACGCUUGUGGAAUUCACUUAUGACUUCUAACAUCGUUUCGCGGAGGGAUCUCCAGCAACGUCAGCUUGAUCGUCCUCUUUCCAUGCAGCGACUGUAUUCUUCUGCAAUAAACUCGCCCGCUACAUUUUUCCAGUACCUCAAAAUCGCUUUGGUUCAGUUCACCCGUAAACUCCUGGUGCUUAAGACGGAUGACAGAUUCGCUGUCGGGAUCUUCAUUCGAGGGGAAGUUCCUUGGGAUGAAGAUCCCGAAGUCAGCGAUAACGUCGUCGUGUGCUCAUUUAUGCCCAAUACGUCUUCUUCGAUGGCUGGCUACUGUCCAUGCACUGUCGGUUACAGGUUGCAUUGUGACGACAGAACCUUUCAGUUAUAUAACAAAGCCAGAGGGGACACGUUCGUCUUUCUUUCUCGUCCGCCCCGGGAAACUCGACAAGACGUCAUCGCGAGUAUUGCCUUACAAAAGAUCUCGCAGAGAGUUCAGAAGCAAUUGGGCAGACUACAACGGGCACCGGUGAUUGCGAUGGAGAUCCAUGUCAUCUCCAACAGAGAUAGGGUUGCACAUCAAAGUUUCGAUCUCUACUUUGAACACGUUGAGACGGAGCAAUACAUUCGUCGUUUCGGAAGAGAUCUGACAUCCUACGAAUUGAAAACAGUGAAAGCGGUUGAUUGGACAGACCGUCCGGGAUGGUUGAAGGACCUCUUUGUACCCCGGCAAUCGGAGGAUGAGUUCAAAGAGCUUUUAACAGACCUCACGCAGGAACAAUUGGAAACCUUGAUGAACUUUUCCCUGGAACAUCGGGCUUAUACCGAGUUGUAUUGGAGUUUUAACUUCAUCAUCAACUCAGUUCCUCUUCGUUCCAACGUCGUCUCCUGGAUUGAUAAAUAUCCUCGACUGGUAUACGUUCUACUGAAGGCAUAUCCACCAACGGAGACUAUGGAGCUUCCAGAGCCGCUUUCUAUGAUGUGCACUGCUAUCGUCAGGGCUAUAGUGCGUUCAGCAAAUGAUCUGGGCAUCGCUACGCUUGUUGGCUUAGAAAAGAUUGCGGGGUCCAUCAACGACCUGCGAACUGAUCAAUAUACGGAGCUGCUCAUGUUGACUGCACUGAGCAUCCGGCCAAAAACCUUAUUCCAGGAAGCGCUUCUCGUGCUACAUGAAUCGAGGUUGGCCACUAGGGAAGCAGACAAGGCAGCAGCCUACCUCCACAAGCAGGCACUUGCUGUGGCAUUUGAUUGUGCGGAAGAGGCGGCUGACACAUGUCCUUGCGAUGAAAGUGGCCGGCCGCGCAAAACCCAGGGUUCCUAUCCUGUGCAGCGUGUUAUUCCCGCGGAGAAUGGGGAGGCAAAGAUACACCUGCGAGUGGAUCUGAAUGUUCCCAUCCGUCUGCACUCGCACGUCCGCCUACGGUGUAUGUCAAAUCCAGAGAAUGGAUGGGUCGACCAGGCCGUUAAUGAUGGAAUCAUUUCUAAAGCAACCCGUGGAGAGUUGACGGUCCAGUUAUUCCACCCUUUGCCGCCAGAAGCGCCAGAGAUGCAGUGGAAUAUCUAUGAUGCGGGAAGCAUAGCGACCGCGCAAGCGAUGAUAGAUGCAUUGACGCGGCUUUCGGUUGAACGUGAAUCGUGUUGUAGUAUUCACAAUACCAUUGUGUCGAUCCCUUCGUCUGAGGAACUUGAUGACGACGCUAGCAGCGACUCUGAAGAAGAGGAGAUCCCAGAUGCAGAAAACUUGAACGCGAGUCAAAUUACUGCCAUCAAGUUGUGCACGGCCCCACUUUCACUAAUCUGGGGCCCUCCAGGCACCGGAAAAACGACAGGUCGUCGUUCAGAUUCUUCGUUAUCUGCUACGCAAGUUCGGCGAAUGCAAAAUUCUCAUGACAGCAUCGACUCACAAUGCGGUCGAUAACGUGCUCGAAAGAUUCCUAAAGAUAAACCAACAGGACAAUUUGCUGCCGGACGAAGUGAUUUUGCGAGUUGCCACAGAUCAUUCCAAGGUCAACAAGGCACUUCAAAGUUAUACCGUCGACGCUAGGGUUGGCGGAGACGUGCAUGAAAAUAACAAACUACAAAAACAAGCCCAACAGCGGGUGAACGCCG